Molecule: messenger RNA, 1784 nt
Organism: Nematolebias whitei (Rio pearlfish)
Lineage: Eukaryota; Metazoa; Chordata; Actinopteri; Cyprinodontiformes; Rivulidae
Gene: thbs4b
Product: thrombospondin 4b
Biological process (GO): cell adhesion
Molecular function (GO): calcium ion binding
Source: RefSeq, a predicted model, not a curated record
ACAAGAUGGUUGGGUGGACAGCUUUUAUUCUGGCCUCACAGCUGCUGUUAAAACUCUGUAUGCACGUGGAGGCCCAGGCUUUGAUUUAUGAUCUGCUCACAUCGCCCGAUUGCUUGCCAGACCUGCUGCAGGGCGGUCUGGCCGAACAGGGGGUGACUGAGGCUUUCAUCCUAACCUCCUUCAAGCUGCAACCCAAAACUGGAACCACUGUGUUUACUCUGUACAACCCCAGGGACAACAGCAAAUACUUUGAGUUCACAGUGAUGGGGAAGCUCAACCGAGCUGUGUUACGUUACCUGCGGAGCGACAAGAGAACAAGCUCCAUUACUUUCAACAACCUGGUGCUGGCAGAUGGCCAGCAACACCGACUGUUGUUCCACCUGAAGGGGCUGCAGCAGCAGGGGCCAGGCGGGGUGGAGCUGCAUCUGGACUGCAGGCUGGUCGAGACGGUCAGGGAUCUUCCGGCUGCCUUCCGAGGUUUGCCUGCAGGGUAUGGUAUGGUGGAGCUAAAGACGAUGCAAGCCAGGGAGCAGGAGAGUUUAGACGAGCUAAAACUGGUGGUCGGGGACUCGUUUGAGAACGUUGCAUCAUUACAAGACUGUCAUUUCCAGCAAAGAGACUCAGUCCAAACUCUGGGGGUCAACACAAAGCAGCUAUCUAAUCAAAUGCAGGAGUUAACAAAGGUGAUAAAUGAACUGAAGGAGGUGCUCAUUCAGCAGGUUAAGGAAACCUCUUUCCUUAGAAACACCAUCUCUGAGUGUCAGGCCUGUGGUCUUGGUGGUAGUGAGGUGGUGAAACCAAGAUGUACCCCAGGUGUCUGUUUCCGUGACGAUAUGUGUGUUGAGACAGCGACUGGUGUUGAGUGUGCAUCCUGUCCAGACGGAUACACAGGAGAUGGUUUCAACUGUGAUGACGUAGAUGAGUGCCAGUUUAACCCCUGCUUCCCCGGAGUGAAGUGUGUGAACACCGCACCAGGCUUCCGCUGUGACGCCUGUCCACUGGGCUACGUCGGCCUGCCAGUCGAGGGCGUAGGCAUUGUGUUCGCUCAGACUAACAAACAGGUUUGUGAUGACGUUGAUGAAUGCAAAGGACCCGACAAUGGAGGCUGUACUCCGAACUCAAUCUGCCACAACUCUAUGGGCUCCUUUUACUGCGGCAGCUGUAAGACAGGUUUCACAGGGGACCAGGUGAAGGGCUGCGAGCCGGAGCUCAGCUGUGGAAACAGCCUGACCAACCCCUGUGACACCAACGCCCAAUGUUUUCGAGAAAGAGAUGGCUCCAUCUCUUGUCAGUGUGGAAUUGGCUGGGCCGGCAACGGAUACCUGUGCGGGAAGGACACUGACAUUGAUGGGUAUCCAGAUGAGAAACUCAAAUGCAAGGACCCAAGUUGUAAAAAGGAUAACUGCAUGUUUGUUCCAAACUCUGGUCAAGAGGACGCAGACAGGGACGGUAUGGGAGACGCCUGUGAUGACGAUGCAGAUGGUGAUGGUAUUCCAAACGAGCAGGAUAACUGUCGGUAUAAGCCCAACGUGGACCAGAGGAACAGUGAUAGAGACAACCACGGCGAUGCUUGUGACAACUGCCGCUUGGUGGAGAACCCUGACCAAAGGGACACUGAUAGCGAUGGCAAAGGGGACGCCUGCGAUGACGACAUGGAUGGAGAUGGUCUGAAGAACUUCCUGGACAACUGCCAACGAGUCCAGAACAGAGACCAGCUGGACCGAGAUGGAGAUGGAGUGGGAGACGCCUGCGACAGCUGUCCUGACAUCCCCAACCCAAACCAG